Messenger RNA from Bufo gargarizans (Asiatic toad), 8087 nucleotides. RefSeq names its product myosin XVB (gene MYO15B). Lineage: Eukaryota; Metazoa; Chordata; Amphibia; Anura; Bufonidae. Gene Ontology annotation, cellular component: cytoskeleton; myosin complex. The record is from RefSeq and is a predicted model, not a curated record. Bases 1 to 6987 code for a protein of 2328 amino acids. The transcript is spliced from 61 exons. Gene Ontology annotation, molecular function: protein binding; cytoskeletal motor activity; ATP binding.
AUGUACGGAGCUCAGGGUUCAACGAUCUUUGACUUUCUCACUGUCUUGGAAAGUUUCAGAAAUGCUAAAACUGUGUUGAACAGUAAUUCCACGCGCUGUGGGCAGAUUCUUCAGAUGUUCUUUCAAAGGGGUGCAUUAGUGGGGUGCUCUGUAACUCAGUAUCUACUAGAGAAGUUUCGUGUUGUGUUCCAGGCUUCGGGCGAGAGGGGGUUCCACAUUUUCUAUGAGCUGCUUGAGGGUCUUUCAGAGAAUGAGAAGCAGAGACUGUAUUUACAAGAACCAGAAACGUACUAUUAUCUUAAUCAGGGUCGAGCAUGUGAUCUUCCAGGGAAAAAUGACAAGACGGACUUCAUGGUGCUUGAAAAAUGUCUGCGUGAGAUGGGCCUUUCCGACAUUGAGCUGACUUCUAUCUGGGCCAUUCUGAGCGCCAUUCUGCAGUUGGGCAACAUCUGCUUCACUUCCUUUCAUAGCGACAUAUUUGGUGCAGCAGCUGGUUUCAGGAUUACAGAGAUUAGGAUUGUGGCCAGUCUUCUACAGAUAUCACCUGAGGGACUUCAGAAAUCUAUUACUCAGCGGGUGACUAGGACUUCCUAUGACCAAGCUAUUUCCCCUCUCUCAGUGGAAGCCUCCAUAGAUGUUCGGGAUGCAAUCUCCCAGACACUCUAUUCUCUGCUCUUUGAUUGGCUUUUGAAAAAAGGAAACGAUUGGCUUUGUGCACGGGAGACCGACGGCUCGUUAGGUAUUAUCGACAUCUGUGGCUUCGAGAAUCUCGGUGUCAACAGCUUGGAGCAGCUUUGCAGGAACUUUGCUAAUGAGCAAAUCCAGCAGCAUAGCAUAGAUAGUCUUGUCUCUCAGGAACAGGCGGAAUACACCAGAGAGGGGCUGUGCUGGGUCCCAUAUUCUGCAGAGGGAGGAGAAUCUUGCUUGCAGCUUCUUACCGAUCGACCCCAUGGAAUUCUGCAAAUUUUGGAGGAACAGAGCAAGUUAUCCCAGGCUACAGACCAUACUUUCUUACAGAAGUGUCACUACCACCAUGGUGACAGCAGCUGCUACAUCAAGCCCAAACUACCCCUACCUGUAUUCACACUGCAGCAUUACUGUGGUCCUGUCACAUACCAGGUUCAUAACUUCUUAAGCAAGAACAGAGACCGACUCCCAGCUGUUGCCAGAGAGGUCUUGGCCAAGAGCCGCUUGAAACUACUGUCUGACCUUUUCAAGUGGGAGAGCCAUAUCCCCCAACCUCAGGUAGGAAAGUCAGAAAACAAAUGCCUCGAGUCUACAUUAACUGGGAGAUUUCAGCAGAACCUUCAGGAACUGACUUGUCGUCUGAAAAGGAGUCACACUUUAUUUGUUCGCUGCAUCUCCCCCAACCCUAAAAAGCUUCCAGGCAUAUUUGAUGUAGAGUUUGUCAGCGCCCAACUGAGAAAUUCUGGUGUCCUUGAAACUGUGCAGCUGAUGAAAGAUGGCUACCCUAUUCGCAUGCCACUUACUCAGUUUGUCUAUAGGUAUGGUAACCUUGCAGGAAAGGGAUGCACCUUCACUGAAGACAGAGACUAUUGUGCUGCUGUACUGAGCAAGAUAUUUGGGGACUCUUCGGCAUUGUAUCAGAUUGGAAUCUCAAAGGUCUUUCUGAAAGAGCAUGCCCGAGAGAUACUACAGAGAAAAUGGGAAGAAAUUCAGAGUUUGGCCGCUCUCACUCUACAGAAAAAUCUUAGAGGGUUCCUCAACCGUAAGAAUUUCCAAACAUACCGCCGCAAAAUCACUGUUGUUCAGGCCCAUGUGAGGGGACGGCAAGCCAGGCAACGUUAUAGGAAACUGAAGAACACACGAGUGCAGUUUGGUGCCGUCCUCCUGAUUUCAAGGAUUCCUUCCAUACACCACCGUAUUUGCCAGGUGACGCAUUCGGAAACACGUGACAUGUUCUAUCUUUAUCUCUUAUAUCUUCUCGCAUGGGGCUCCUUUCCUUUUAGACUGGGGUACGGCUAUUCGAAUGAAGAGCUGAAGGCCGCAGGUGAGGAUUCCCUUCCCAGCAUGGACCUCUCUGCUUUGGAUGUUCCUGCCGAGCUAGUUGCAGUUUUGAAUUCUCCACAGGCGAAAUCACAUGCACAAGGAACGGGGAUCACAGAGGUGCCUCCACCUCAAGUCAAGGCCCAGGUUGUCUCGUCUCUUCCUCCUGACAUAAACAAUUAUCCAUUCUCCAUCUUCAUUCGCUCGUAUUUCAAGGACCCUACUCUACCACCCUUGGGACAACCCCUCCAGCAUCCUCUUACUCGCGUAUCACAAAGGGAUCAUGGAGUUGCGCUCGAGCUAUAUAAACUGGCCCUGCGUUUUGUGGUAAAUACAACAAUGCCCCCCUGGCAGCAGAGGAUCAUCGGUAACUACAUUGUGGAACGCUGUUUGCGGCAGCCCUCGCUUACCGAUGAGGUGCUCUGUCAAGCAGCGGCUCUUUCAGUGCAGAACAACAAUGAAGAGCAAAGUCAGCGGGUAGGGCUCCUGCUUUCAGGCCUGCUGAGCUGUCUCAUUCCUUCACCAACGUUAGAGAAACCUCUGCUAAAGUACGUCUCCGAUCAAGGCUCUGAAGGGUACAAAGCAAUAUGCCAGAGCAAGAUGCUUAGAGCCAAGCAGACUGAUUUUAAUGCAGUGCGCACCCAUGCUCCGACUUUGCUGGAGUGGACGGCCAAUGAAAGAAAGGGGAAGAUGGUGAUGGACAUCUAUACAUACAGUGAAGAGAAAUAUACAGCAGAAGUGGAUUCUUGGACAACGGCAGAGCAAUUAUCUGCUUGGCUCCUGCAGUCCCGAGGCGUCAGUGAUAACCCCCGUGGUUGGUCUAUAUCCAUUCUUGAUGGUAAUCAGUGGCUUGACCUCUGUGGUGAUGAUUUAUUACUGGAUGUUAUUGCUGAGGUGGAAGAUGGAGCUCCUUCUCAGCCCUUUGGAGCAUCUGAUUACCCUUUUGGAGAUCAUGACAAUAUCCCAGAACCUCCUCCUGAUUUUGCACCACAGCUGCCUCCUGGACAUCCUUCUUUCUCUGCACCUCGAUUACCUCCUCAAUCUGCACCAGUGUUUCCACCAGCACCGCCGCCUCCACCAAUUCCUCCAUUUUUUGAAAGAAAUGAUAUUCCAAUUCCACCAGCCCCACCCAUGCAAGCACCAUCUCUGCCACCAGGAACACAAGACAAUAAACUAGACCGUCCCCAAGGGAUGGAAAGCUAUUUGGAUCAGCUCUUCAAUCCUGUCUUUUCACCAGCAGAUUUAGAGAGACCUGAAAAUCUCAAUAGGCGCAUGAAAGGUGGUGGAGGCAUUGGGCCAACAAGACAAAAUUCUUUCGGUGCUCCUGUCUAUACAGGAAUUGGUUCAAUGCCUUCCUAUGCCAUGCCAAUGAUGAAUGGAGUGAUGCCUGCAAUGGGAAACAUGCAAAUGAUGCCCCCCAAUAUGCAGGCCAUGAUGCCUCAGGCCAUGAUGCCCCAGGCCAUGAUGCCCCAGGCAAUGAUGCCCCAGGCAAUGAUGCCACAGAUGAUGCAUCAGGCGGUGCCCAUGCCCCAGCCGAUGGUGCCUUCUGUGGACCCUGCACAAUUAGCAGCACAACAACAAGCAUUUAUCCAGCAACAGGCUAUACUUUUGGCCCAACAGAUGACACUCCAGGCGACCGUGCUGUCUCAACAGCAACGGCAGAAUCCACCUAGUACUAACAGAGAGCGUUCUCCACCUCCUAAGCCAGCUCCUAAGCCAGCACCAAAACCAGCAGAUGUCCCUCCUCCUGCUCCUCCUCCAGCUCCAAAAUACAUCCCUGACUCACCUCCAGCCCCUUCUCCAAAAACUGCUCCACAAUCUAGUCCAUCACCUCAAGUACCCAAGACUCAGCCUCAGAAAUCACAUGCACCACCAGAGGUGUACUGGGAUCAAGAAGAUGAAGCAGAGUAUAGUUUCCAAAGAAAAACAUUCCAGCAGAAGAGGGACUACUUCCAAAAAAUUGGUGAUGAAGAGAUUUACGUAAAAUCAGUCAAACCACCCUCGAAGAUCCUACUUCCAAUUCCAUCAGCACAGCCUGAGAAUGACAGUGAUGAGGAACCACCAGAACCUCCUGAACCUGAACCUCAGCCAGCACCCACCCCAAAAGUGCCUCCAAUACUGCUACCUCCUGCAAACAAAAGUACAGAGCCUCCCGAGAAAGAGAUAAAGAAAGGGGUUAAUAUGGUCAAACAAGCUCCUAGACCCAAACCCAGUCGAGAGAUAAGUGAAAUAAUCAAGAUGUAUCAAAACCGUCCUCAAUCAGAACCUAAACCAUUUGAACCAGUCAGGAGAACAGUACACACUUUCGUAAAGAAGAAAGAUCCCAAAGAAGAAGCUCUAGAAAGACUCAGAAAUACGGGGCCCCCGAAAUCCCCAGACUCUCCGGAUUCCCCAGCGCCUCCUCCUCCCCCUCCACCGCCCCCGGCUGAGGACACAAAUAAGAUGUCCGAUUCUAUUCGAGAAAAACAGAAGCCACUUUUAGGACUGUUUCAGUCUGGGUUAUUUCCUAAUGGUCCAGCAGGACAGUCUCCCAAGGGCACAGGAAGAUCUCUUGAAGAUGAUCACACCACAAGGUCUUCGAUCAGCAAGCACACUGCCAGUGUCUUCUUUUCCUAUAGCGAUGUCAACUGGAGACUUUAUGUUCGGAAGGAGAUCUUCUAUCCCAAAGAAAAAUUCACUCACCCGUACUACCUCAACCUUCUGUGUGAGCAGAUAAUUAGGGACACUUAUUCGGAGACCGGUUUUAAAUUAACUCGGGAGGAAAGGCGGAAGAUGAAAGAUUUGUUAAAUGAGUUCCAAGUUGGAAGUAAUGCCAGCUCUAUCCUAGAAGAUGCCAUCAAGAAACGCAUUGUCAUAGCUGCCCGGGAUAAUUGGGAAAAUUACUUUUCCCGUGUCUUUCCAGCGACUCUGAAUGAUGACACAGACCAGCUCGUCAUAGGAGUUUCCCACCGAGGUUUUAGGGUUCUGAAAGAAGUGAACACAACAGGAAUCCAGCAGAGACAUCUGAAGACUCUGUGCAGUUACAGUUUUGCAGAUAUUCUCUCUAUCGAAAAGUCUGAUUCUCGUACAUUGCGCUUUAGUCUGCGUCAUGAGGAUCUGCAGGUCCGCUCUGACCACGCUCAGGCUUUGAAGGAUUUGUUAGAAACUUUCCUUCAAGAGCUGAUAAAGGACUCAAACCAUGUGGUCGCACUACGGAGUCAUAUAACAGAUGACAAAAGUCUUCUUCAAUUCAAAAAGGGGGACAUCAUCAAAGUGCUGCCUAUGGAUGGACUGGAGUCAGGUUGGCAAUUUGGUUCUAUGGGGGGACGUUCUGGUCUUUUCCCCUCUCGAUUUGUACAACCAGCCGCUGUCCCAGACUACUACAGCAUGGUGGAGAAGAAGGACAACCGAGAAAAUAGACCUCGACCUCGAGGGCUCCAGAGAACAAUAAGCAAAGAGAGCGCUCCGACAAGCGAUGAGUCCGUACCAACCCACAGCCCUUCACCUCCCCCCGUGGAAGCCACACAUUACACUAUGAUUGAGUUUGCACUGAAAUAUUUUCGGGAAGCCCGCAGCAUGCUUGGCUGGAAGGGAAUGGCUGCAGAAGGGAAGAAGGCAGUUGAGUUGGUGCAACACACAAAGGUUCCAAUUCAGGAAUCUUUGAUUUUUUACACCGAUAAAGAAAUGAACGAGCUGGCCACUAAUAACUUCAUGACUCUGAUGAGAUUCAUGAGGGACCAGCAGUACAGGGAGCCGGAUGACGUGAAGUGUAUUUACGAAAUACUAGUGCUCUGCAGAGAAAAACCUUUUCUGAGAGACGAGGUUUACUGCCAAAUUCUGAAACAGAUUACUGAGAACCCUAAACAGGAGAGCUGUAACCAAGGCUGGGUGCUCUUGAGCCUUCUUACUGGAUACUUCCUACCCAGCCCCACACUGCUGCCAUGUGUUACCAAGUAUCUGCAGGAUACCGAUGGCACUUAUCAAGAGAUUUCUCGGAACUGCCAGGAACACCUUCGUCACACGCUGCUGUACCAUGGGCGCAAGCACCUGCCGCCGCGCAAAGAACUGGAAGCACUCCUGAAUGGACUAGUAUCUCGAAGACUGGUCAUCAACUUACCCGGGGGAGUAGAAUAUACAACGAAAGUCAAGACCUUUACAGUUGGAGCCGACCUUGUACCAGAAAUCUGCGAGCAGAUAUUGGUCACAGAAACAAGGGAAGUGGAAGAAUUUGCUGUAUAUGCCAACAAAAAUAAAGGGGAGGUUGUGCGGCCCAUGCGCGCCGGAGACUACAUCCACGACUUUCUCCUCCAAGAUAACUCCGUGAUCUUUGAGUUCAGAAGAGUUACAUGGAAAGCCACUUUGAGGGGCCGUAGUGAACUCUAUGUGCAAAUACAUUACAAUCAGGUACGUCAUCAGUACAUGCAAGGAAAAGCCUUGUUACUGAGCCCACAGGAUAAGCUGGAGCUGUACACAGGGAAAGUGGCUGCUACUCUGCAUCGGAUAAAGGGAAUGGUCAUGCCACCAGACAAACAAGAGCUCCUGGGAUACAUUCCUUCCUCAGUGCAGAAUCGUCUGAAUCUACAGGCUGUGCAGCAGGUUCUCCUACAGGAGUUGAGGACUUUGGAGAGUCUGAAUGUCCAACAGGCCAAGGUGCAGUUUUUAGAAACUGUAUCUGCCCUUCCACUCUUUGAAUACAAUGUAUACCCUGUACAAAGGAUCAGCGAGCCUGGCAUUCUCACCCCUUGCUAUGUGGCAGCCAACCAUCAACAACUCCUGAUACUACAGAACAACAGCCAGCAACCAAGCAUGACUGUCAGUCUACAAGAUGUGCACAGUAUGCGCACCAUGCGUCCUCUGGAUAGCAACACAUUGCCGGGAGUGGAGCUGCACUACGGUACACCUGCUCAACCUCACACAUUGUGGAUGGAGCUACAGGAGGCUAAAGAACUGUACCAUACACUGGCCCUAAUCAUCGAAACCCAGGAGACCGCUGCCCCCUGAGGACAAACCCUCUAAAUAUAUUAAUAUAACUUAUUUUGUGGCUAUUAUCUUCCUGAUCUGAAGUAAAUGACCUCCUGUAUAGCUUUGCGCGUGAACAGAACUGGGAAUGCCCUCAGUGUCCUUACAGUGUACAAAGUUGGUCACUGGGCUAGGAUCAGGCGUGCUUAAUCUAUAAAUUCUACUCUUUAAUUUUUAAGCUGACCAUAGACAAUUCUUUUGUAGUCAUCAGAUCUGUAGCUUUCUAUAUAAUUUUAUGACAUCCUAACGUCUAUAGGUUAAUUAUUGCUUAUUAUCCGACCAUAGACAGAAGACUAGUAAUUAGUCCACCAAGAAUGAAUGGCUGGUGAGGCGGGUCCAAUGAAAAGAUCUGAAAAACGGGAAGAAAUUGUCUACAGCUAGAUUAAAGGGGUUGUCCCAAGACCUAAACUUAUUCCCCCACACUAUGUAUUCCUCAUGAUUGGAGUGCUCUAGCAUGUGCAUUGCCACCCCAUUCAUCUCUAUGACAGCUGAGCGCUGUACUUAUCUAGCAGGUCCAUAGAGAAUGAAUGCAGAGGCACUGUCCAUACUUGACUGCUGUUCCAUUCAUAGGGGAAGAAACAACACCUCUGUUACAAAAUCAUGGAGGUCUGAUCUUGGGAAUCAAACACUUAUCUCCUAUCCUGUGGAUAAGGUUUACGUUUAAAACCUAGGAGAACCUCUUUGAUUUCUCUAUAUGUGGGUGUGGAGCCAUGUCCAAGACCUCUUCAGUUCAUCUUCACAGAACCUUGCUGGUGGAAGGGGGCUCUUACAGAGCACAUGUAAGGUUUAGGAUUAUGGCGUUAAAUUUGGUGUUCAUUGGAUACAGAAAGAGUUGGAGGUAAAGGUGUCUGGCCACAAGAAACGGGCAGCAUCUAGUUAAAUGAUGUUAUAGGGUGCAAGCUGAGGAUACGUGAACCAUCUGUUAAUGUCACAUGGCGCCAGUGGUGGAGCGACCUCCAUUAGACAUUGCUCUAAUAACAUUUUAUUAUAUAGAGGUUUCUUACAGUAAUAUGUGUAUAGGCGGAGUUCACAUCACCGUUCAGCCUUUCCGUUCUCCUGCUCCGUUUAGGAAAGGAUGGAGA